This is a messenger RNA of Temnothorax curvispinosus, 952 nucleotides long. RefSeq names its product uridine diphosphate glucose pyrophosphatase-like. The transcript is spliced from 3 exons. Gene Ontology annotation, molecular function: metal ion binding; UDP-sugar diphosphatase activity. Bases 117 to 794 code for a protein of 225 amino acids. Lineage: Eukaryota; Metazoa; Arthropoda; Insecta; Hymenoptera; Formicidae. Gene Ontology annotation, biological process: nucleoside phosphate metabolic process; ribose phosphate metabolic process. The record is from RefSeq and is a predicted model, not a curated record.
UAUGGAUGAGUCCAAAGUUCACCAUUAUCUACCAUUAUCGACGGGAGUUAAGGCCUAAAGGAAGGUCUACUCGUUGCUUCGUGACACUUCGAGCCGUUUGACACUUGACAGGAGAGAUGAAUGCACAGGAUUACAGAAACCAGGUCGUGCGUAAGAGGAUGCUCGAUCUGCAUGAUGUCCGCGUGGGAAAGGUCCCGCAGGACUCGCCGUGGUUGAAAAGCGCCCGCUUGAACUUCACGCAAGACCAUCGGUUCAAGGAAUGGGAUAUAAUAAAGAUCCACGACAGCGUGUGUAUAAUUGUCUUCAAUACGACUCGAAGGAAGCUUGUGUUUGUCAGGCAAUUUCGGCCGGCGGUGUAUUACGCGACCCUACCGGAGGAUCAAGAUGCGAUCGACGUCGAGCAUUAUCCUGCGACACUGGGACUGACCUUGGAACUUUGCGCUGGUAUCGUAGACAAGGACAAGUCUCUCGUGGAGAUCGCGAAGGAAGAGUUGAAGGAGGAGUGCGGCUACGAAGCACCUACUUCGGAAUUUGAGGAAAUUACUACUUACCUAUCCAGUGCUUCUGCUAGCGCAAAGCAAACUCUUUUCUAUGUAGAAGUCACAGAUGACAUGCGAAAACAUCCUGGUGGUGGUGACGAGUCUGAAGGUGAAGUCAUAGAAGUGGUGGAAUUGAGCAUUCCCGAAGUAAAGGAUUACAUUGGAUCCAAAAAAAUACAAAGUCCCUCCAGCUUUCUCUUUGGUGUGUCUUGGUUCCUCCUUAAUAAAUCCAUAUACUGUAAAAUACAGUACUAAAGAGAGAAUUGAGCUUGUUUAACAAUUUAAAAUAAAUUAAAAAAACCGCAAAUUAAUUGCAAGUAAAGACCAAUACUAUUGUUCAACCGCAUUUAUUUACAAAUAGAGCAUUUAUACACAAGCAAUGAUAGUUGCACAAUUAAAGUUACAUAAAAUUA